AGAAGGCUGCUCGUGAAGGUUCGUUUUGCCCGUCUUGAGGCUUUCUACGCCGAGUGAGUGGUUUCUAACUUGAGGUAGACUGUCUAUUCCUUGACGCCUACGUUCCCGGGAAAGCAUUGAGAAACCACGGACAUCGCAAGCUACCUGUGAUUGUUUGGGUUUACGGCGGAGGGUAUUCAAUUGGAUCUAAAGAUCUAGCAGUGGAAGAAGGGAUCUACGAAGGCACUAGCCUUGUGCAGCGUUCGGCUGGAGAUGCCAUUGUCAUCACUUUCAAUUACCGAGUAAGGCCAAUCUUGUUCACCCUAGGAUCACAGAAUCUAAAACUGCUAACAUUUUUCUGGAAAGCUCAGUGCAUUGGGCUGGCUGGCCGGGACCACAAUGGAAAACGAAGGAUUACCAAAUGCCGGUUUGCAUGACCAGCGUGCUGUUUUUGAAUGGGUAAGAGACUAUGUCCACCUACUGGGCGGAGAUAGGGACAGGGUCAGCGCCUGGGGAGAGUCUGCAGGCGGAGGCUCCAUUCUCAGCCUUAUCACCGCCAAUCAGGGAAUCAUCGACCCUCUCUUUCGACGUGCCGUUGUUAUGAGUCCCGGUCUUAGCUUCCCUGUUGACCGCAAAGGAUCAGUCGAGAAUCAGUUCAAAGCCUUCGCAUCACGCGCGGGCUGUGCCGGACAAGGACUAGCAUGUCUGAGAGCAGCUAAUAUUUCGCAAUUGAUUGAGGCUAGCUACAAGGAUCUGGGCCAAGUUGGCCCAACGCCAGAUGGGCGUGUGCUUAAGCAUGUAUUCUCUGUUGAUAUUGCUCAAGGUAAGGAGUCCAGGCCUAGUCAUCCAUAACUGUCAACUGACAUCUUCACCUCCAGGGAACUACUGGAGACAUCUCGACUCUCUCAUUAUCUCCCAUGUCUAUGAUGAAGGCAGCCCCUUUGUUGGCAAUGACAGCACUCUGGAAUCCCUUUCCGGCUAUUUGAAGUCGAGUUUCCCGACUUAUGCCACGGAAGCUAUUUCCACACUUGAGGACUACUAUCACCUGAAGAAGCCCUCCAACGAAUCUGUGAGCGCCAUUGGCUCAAGACUCAUCCGUGAUUCGUUAUUCACUUGCAAUAUACGCGAUAUACUCCGGGAAUACUCAAAGAAGUCCUAUCUCAUGCAGUACUCUCCCAAAGCAGCGACCCAUGGCCAAGACGUAUUUGCCCUCUGGUACUCCCCCAAGUUGUGGAAUGUUUCUAUCCCUCUUUUCAGCGGAUACCAGUCCUACUUUCUCAGUCAUGCUAUCACAGGUGACCCAAACACUCGACGGGAUCGUGAUAUCAAUCCACCAACCAUUGCCUGGCCGAGAGUCGGGGAUAUCAAUGCUGAGAAGCUUGAGAAUACCUUAGACGUGGUGGACACAGGGUAUAAACUCAUAGCCGACGACCAAGUCUUGAAGAGCACCUGCGAUCUCUGGCAAAAGCUCCUCCUAGACGUUACCAAGCAAGGGGGCUAUCUGGACAUUUGAAGCUAGCCACGUAAUCAUGCUACUUGCAUCGUCUGGACAUAAUAUCUCUAACUAGUUAGUCGGUUUUCUCGUUGAUCUCUUAUGUGUCCACUUUUGAAUUGAAUGCCAUAGCCCUUCUAGACAAUCUACUACAAUACCAUAAAGCAUGAGUCGAGGAUAUCACGACGUAGGGCCCAACCAUUCGAGACCUCACUCCCGAAGAUCACCAUUUUCCAUUAGAGCAAGCCGGGUAGAUUUCUCUGACAUUUCAAGGCAGGCCACAACGCCUUCACAUUGUCCUUAGCGUCGAUAGGCCUCCUGUUCCCGUUGGAUAACUUCAAUGUUUAUCUCAACCUCAUUAUCGCUGCUCCUAAUAUAGCGUAAAGGUCUUUUGAGCGCGGUGUCCUCGACACAAAUUACCAACCCCGACCUGCCAUAACCAAGGAUUUGCUCUUGAGGAGCGGCAAUGCCGUCAAGUUCAAGGACUGGUGAUGGUAUUCUAUUAAUGGCUACUUGAGAUAUAUAAUUGUCUGCAAGGAAUCCAAUUACUGCCAUUAACUACCCAACGGUGAGACAAGACAGCUACGCCCAUUAUUAUGCGGUAUGCUUAGUUACACCGCAGAAUCCAUGCAUUCAGUAGUUAGACGCUGGCGGAUGAUGCUCCUUACAAGGUGGCUAAUUGGCCCACCCCCGGAUGGAGAUGCAUAUAUGCAAUCCAAACCCCAGCAUCGAGAUUAUGGCCAUCGUGGAAGCUACAUAAGAGGUUGUUGUUGUUGAAGUCGUUGGAUUUGUCAGCCCUUCCACGUGAUCUUCUCUUCCGUCGAAUAAACAACGAUUAUCAAUUAAUCGUAACUAACUUGUUGGCAACUUCAAUAUACGGAUGUUGACAAACAAACAACGACGAAGGUGAAAUUUGCUAGUCAUAAAUCAAUAAGGAGUUAGAUCUUUAUUUAUUUCUUGAAGGAAAAACAAUAGGCUUUGCCAACUGGAUAAUACCACCCAAUGUGCUCGAAAUAUACCCUCCAGCUUCAUUAUAACCCGAUACAAAAUAGGGGAUUCACUCUUGGAUUGAAUAUUCCACAACUGGA
Molecule: messenger RNA, 2559 nt
Organism: Trichophyton rubrum CBS 118892
Lineage: Eukaryota; Fungi; Ascomycota; Eurotiomycetes; Onygenales; Arthrodermataceae
Exons: 2
Coding region: 758-1492 (244 amino acids)
Source: RefSeq, a predicted model, not a curated record